AUGGAAUCGCAGUCGUCAUCUUCUCGGCUGCCUGAGGAGUCCUCGACUCUCCUGAAACUGGUGUACUGGCAUAGACUCUUCGAGUCUGACACUCCGCCACGACUGGGCAUCGAUGUCCAGCGACGGAUCCCCUACGCGUUCAUGUCCGCGUUCUCGGCAGGCAUGGCCCUUGGAUAUCUGCAUGGGAGCAAAAAAGCCGGGCUAGUGUUUCGCGCCGAGAAUGCCCAUCGAUUCCCGACCACGUCCGCUGGUUGGUUCCAAUAUCACAAGACGAAGAACUAUAUCUCGGUGGUGGGUGGUGUCAAAGAUGGCUUCAGGAUGGGCAUGAAGCUGGGCGGGGGGGCCCUUGCAUUCUGUCUUUUCGAAGAGACGGUGGACUACGCCCGCCACGAUGAGCGAGACUUUCUAUCAACGGUGACAGCCGGUCUGUCUUGCUCGGGGAUUUAUAGUCUGCUAGCGCGACAUGACGUUUACACCGCUGCGAGAACAGCAAAGCUUGGCCUGAAAAUGAGUUUAGCAUAUGGCCUUCUACAAGAUGUCCUCGAGACGAUGAAGGGAAAUAGUCCAUCGUAUGUUGACUUUGCGUUGGGCAAUCGUCGCUUCAAGCGCGAUGAAGGAGAUCAG
Molecule: messenger RNA, 624 nt
Organism: Penicillium diatomitis
Lineage: Eukaryota; Fungi; Ascomycota; Eurotiomycetes; Eurotiales; Aspergillaceae
Exons: 2
Source: RefSeq, a predicted model, not a curated record